AUGGCAGUGCAUACACAAAGUACAAUUGUGACAACCCAGCAUGUCUCCUCUGGAACCUGGACUACAGGCGUCUGUGACUGCUGUUCUGAUAUGAACACUUGUUGCUGUGCCUUUUGGUGCUUCCCCUGUAUGCAGUGUCAGACUGUGUCUCAGUUUGGCUGGUGUUUCUGUAUGCCACUGCUGGACUGCUGUGGGGUGGUGUCUUGCUGUCUCCGCCAGAAGAUGAGAGAGCAAUAUAACAUUCAUGGUUCCUGCUGCGAUGAUGUCUGCACUGUCUGCUUCUGUUAUCCUUGUACCUGGUGUCAGAUGUCUCGUGAAAUCAAGAUUCGUGCUCGUUCUGGGACUGUGGUCACCCAACAAAUUACCCGUAGUUAGAAAUCGGUUUUGCUGUGAGUUAUGGUAGUUCAUGCAGGUGAUGAAAACUGAUGCCUUUUACCUAGUGGUGAUUCGUAAAUAUCAAAGUGCUUUAUAUAGCAUGCUCACUGUGUUUUUCGCAAAGUUUACCUGUUAUUGUGCUGUUUACAUAAUGCACAAAUAUAUGUAAAUUUUCCUACUUUCACAAGUU
This is a messenger RNA of Carassius carassius (crucian carp), 565 nucleotides long. Its product is annotated as cornifelin-like. The record is from RefSeq and is a predicted model, not a curated record. Bases 1 to 375 code for a protein of 124 amino acids. NCBI's taxonomy places the organism in Eukaryota, Metazoa, Chordata, Actinopteri, Cypriniformes, Cyprinidae. The transcript has 3 exons.